Messenger RNA from Platichthys flesus (European flounder), 1721 nucleotides. It is a transcript of the gene lrrc3ca, whose product is annotated as leucine rich repeat containing 3Ca. Bases 481 to 1275 code for a protein of 264 amino acids. Lineage: Eukaryota; Metazoa; Chordata; Actinopteri; Pleuronectiformes; Pleuronectidae. Gene Ontology annotation, molecular function: protein binding. The record is from RefSeq and is a predicted model, not a curated record. The transcript has 2 exons.
AUAAUAUUAUUAUUAUUAUUUUAUUAUUAUUAUUAUUAUUAUUAUUAUUAUUACUUGGCAGAUCCAGGAUCGGACUGAGUGAGUGAGAUGCCUCCAUCGGUGACACAGCCCCUUCAUAUUUCGCGCUGGCUCCACCGCCUAGUUCUGUGGUUGCGUGGAAACUAAGCAGCUGCACAGUCCGCCCGGAGCUGCAGGCGCAUUUCCAGCGGCGCGUCGUGGUGCCUGCUGCCGGAGCGGCUCUCGGGAACAAGUUGGAAGCGGCUCGCAGGAGAGGAGCCCAUGGACGAGAAGCAGAACACUGACGGGGCUGUGGAGCGAGCCGAUCUGCCGGACCGUCUUGUCGUGGACACUCGCUUGGUGGACGCAUCAUGAGAAGGAGAGGGAAAGCUGCAAAGACACUCAACAGCUACUGGGGAAGUUGAUGUGGACUUCACUCCGAGCAGCCAGGUGGUCUUUCCUGGAGCAUGCCCACUUACCACAAUGUCCCUACUUGCAGGCUGGUUACUGCGCCACUCGGUGGUCAUGUGUUUGCUGCUGCACAGCCUGGUGCUAAUGACCUUCUGCUUCCACAACGCCGCCACCAGUUGCUCCAAGAGCUGCUACUGCUCUGAGAGCGAGAGCAGUGGCAAGACGGUGCGCUGCAGCAAUCUGCAGCUCACGGAGAUUCCCCAGGACAUCCCCAAUGACACGCAGCGCAUCUAUUUGGACUUCAACCUCUUCACUACAGUCCCGGCAAAUGCGUUUGCGGGUUUGCCUCAUUUGGUUGAACUGGAUCUUUCGCACAAUGAAUUGAGCCAGCUAGAACCAGGGGCUUUCCGAGGCCUGGGCUCCUCACUACAUUUCCUGGACCUGUCCUCCAACAAGUUAGUUAAGUUUAUCCCUGAGGCCUUUGAGGGCCUGAGGGCUCGCGCCAAUCUCACAAACAAUCCAUGGCACUGUGACUGCAACUUGCAGAUGGCCAUGCCUCGUGUCGACCUGGAGCCUGCAUCACUGACUGGCAUUGUGUGCCAGACUUCGGAUCCCAAGGAAAUAGGAGUUCAAGGACUUGCCUUCCUGUUAGCACCCGACAUAGAUCUAUGUGUGGUGAUGAAGAGGACUACGGAUGUGGCCAUGCUGGUGGUAAUGUUUGGCUGGUUCUCCAUGGUCAUCUCCUACCUCGUCUACUAUGUCCGGGCUAACCAGGAGGACGCCCGCAGGCACCUGGAGUAUCUCAAGUCAUUGCCCAGCAAGCCGAGCAAGUCAGAGGAGUCUUCCACCAUUAGUACUGUGGUAUAGGGUGGAUGGAGUCACAUCUGGAACAUGAACCCACCCAAACCGGAUGGAGCUACAACCUGCAAUUACACAGUCGUCAUCAGUCGCAGGCGGUUGGGCUCAGGUGCUGACGCAGAGUCAAGGUGGGCGAGGAGACAUAUGCCUGCACAGGAAAACCAGGCUGAUGCAACCUAGCCCAGAUGAAUAAUUCAUCUUCCAGCUGCCCAUUAGGAGUUUUUGUUGGCCGAGUUGAUGGUCCAGUACUCAGAGGGAGAAAAAAGCAGCUGUGGGUUUGUGUUGAACUACAAAUAUGGGAUACAAAUGGGAUUUAUCCAGUGGUGCAUGCACCCUGACGCAACACUUUCAUUCACAGACAAUUCAGGAGGCAAAGAGCCAUAUGAAUGGAGGGUAACAGCAGCGCCAGAAUGAGGAACUUUGUGAUCUGUAAUCCGUUCAAUUCUUACAGUAUU